AUGUCCGAGAGCCCAACAACCCCUGGACGCCCCAGGGAUCCCCAAAGCCCUACAGUGACGGGUAUCCCCUCCAUCCUUACGGUUUUGAGAGAGCCAGAGUCCUUCUCUACCGAUGAUGAUCGCCGUGUCUACCGCCAAUCAUCCCCCGAAACAGCUUCAAGGCUGGCGCGAGAGACCUUAAUCAGCAUGUGCAAGACUAUAGGUCUCGUUGGUGCGCAGCUCAACAACGGCACGAAUGACUCCGACUUCCAGUUACGGCAACUAAUCCACCUGGCCCGGAACAUCACCAAACGAUUGGACAGUCCCGAUACGAAUGGUAAUCCUUCUCGAUUCGAGUAG
Colletotrichum gloeosporioides is the source of this 339-nucleotide messenger RNA. RefSeq lists its product as uncharacterized. The record is from RefSeq and is a predicted model, not a curated record. The transcript has a single exon. The coding region runs from base 1 to 339 and encodes 112 amino acids. Lineage: Eukaryota; Fungi; Ascomycota; Sordariomycetes; Glomerellales; Glomerellaceae.